GAUGCACUGUCAUUCUUUGCGCAUGUCUUUGGUGGAACCUUUUCUGACUGACAGGAGUUUCUGUGGGUUCUUCUUUCCUCCUUUAAUAUUAAGCUACUCACAUGAAUGGCAAAGUUUCUACAAACUAGUAGAUGAAGAAUGAAAUCUUCUCGGCUGCUUGGACGCACCUUGGAUGUAAAAACAUGGAGAGUCAAACUCUUGGCGAGAUUGCAGGACGUUGCAGAUUGGCCAAAUAGACCACUGACGGCAUGUGCAAAGAAAAAGGUACCUGCUGGUCUUCCUUUAGAUAAGUCCGGCCACCUUGCAAGCCAUUAAGAUGGCUCAUAAUGACCCGAGCUACCAACCAUCCGACUAUUUCUUUAACCAACCUCAUGUCACUGUCUUCUCAUGCUUAAGACAAAAGGUUUAAGUUCCUCACUCACAAAUCUCUGAUUGAUCCACAUGAAAGCAGCAACACUGGAUCGACUUUAUAAAUAGGAGACCAGUUUCAGAACAGACUUUACGAAGCGAGACAUGAAGUUCAGAAGUUCAGUCAGCCUUUUCCGCAUUUGCUGCUAAGUUGGCUCCGCUUUUCCUUUUGUCCACUUUAGAGGAAGGAUUCGAGUUCUCGGAUCGCAGUAAAGAAUUCGCAAUUAGCUGUACCAUCUGCUUUCUUCAACUUCUGCUGUAAACAUUUUCAUAUUUCCUCUUGUUCACUGGGAAAGUCCUGAGUUUGCAAUGGGAAACCAGCCACAAUUGAGUUGGCUCCUCUGUUAGCCCACCUGCAUGCUGUAAAUUGCAGGUUCGAGUGCUUGGUAGAGGGUGAUUGUCUCAGAAUGAGUUCAGUGAAGUCGCCAUGGCACGCUUCUCUGAAUGGAUACCCUUGCAGGGAGCCGUCCAACACUGAGCUGACAGAACGGUGCCAGAUGUUGGAAAAGCAGAAUGAGCACCUGCGGCAGGAGGUGGUCCGCCUGAAAUCACAGAUCUCCGGCCUCCUUAAGGACAGGAAAGGCAAUCUCCUAGCUACCAAACAGGAUAUUCCGGCGGAGUUUCCAACCGCAAGCCGUAACGGUUUGCGUCAAAAGGGAGACUGCAAUUUAGUCACAGGACACGCGUCAGUGUUAAUGCCGGUGCCCGCGCCCGUGCCCCCACCGCCACCAACCAAGCCAAGGACGCCGGAGUCUUCCAUUCCAACGCUUGGCUCACUAAUGGCAGCGGCUGUGGCCUCGGCCAAGAGCAGCAAGGUAGAACAACCAUCACCAUCACCCUCGCCCCCACCGCCACCGCCUCCGCCGUCAAUGAAAUCAUCAGCGGCCGGAGACGCUGAAAUACGGCGGCUGCCGGAGGUGGUACAGCUGUACCACUGGAUGACUAAGAAGGAGGCAAGGAGGGGCGUCGGAGGCGCCGGCAAUGUGAACGCGCGAGACAUGAUUGGAGAAAUUGAGAACCGUUCUGCUCACUUGUUAGCCAUAAAAACAGAUGUUGAAACGAAGGGAGACUUUGUCAAUUCACUCAUAAGGAAAGUGGAGAAAGCAAGGUUCAGUAGAAUAGAGGAGGUGGAAGAUUUUAUCAGAUGGCUUGACAAAGAGCUUUCCCAACUCGUUGACGAGAGGGCCGUGCUCAAACAUUUUCAGUGGCCAGAGAACAAAACCGAUGCAAUGAGAGAAGUUGCCUUCAACUACCGAGAACUUAUAAACAUUGCUGAGUCCCAGUCUUGCUCUACUUAUAACCAGGAGGCCCGCCAGCCGAUUGCUACAUUCCUGAAGCAAAUGCAAGCUUCUCAAGAGAAAGUCGAGCAAGGUGUCUACAACAUUCAAAAGGUGCGGGAUGGUGCAAUUAAGAGAUGCAAGGAAUUUGGGAUCCCGUGGGAGUGGAUGCUUGAUACUGGAAUUGUUUCCCAGUUGAAGAUGAGUUCAGUAAAGAUUGCCAAGGGAUGUAUGAAGCGGGUGACGGCUGAACUGAAGUCAAUGUCCUGUACAGAGGGAGAAGACCUCAUGCUCCAAGCUGUUCGCUUUGCUUUUCGUGUGCAUCAGUUUGUGGGAGGUUUUGAUGGGGAGUGUGCGUGCGCGUUCCAGGAGAUGAGGAAUAUGGCCUUGAAUGAAUGCCAACUACACCAACAUUCUCUUCCCCAAUCAAGAAGUUCCUGAGACCAGAUCUCAUCUCUUGUAACAUCAACAUCCUCUUCUCAAUCAAGAAGCUGCCAAGACAUGAUCUCUCUCUCUCUCUCUCUCUCUCUCUCUCUCUCUCUCUCUCAAUUCAUACAUAUAUAGAUAGUAUAAAAACUUGUAUGAGUAGUAAAUUUUACAGGAGUUGCUUGAGCCAAUACAAAAUGUAACCGGAUUUUGAACCAACUAACAACGAUUUUCAUGCAUUCACGGUA
Messenger RNA from Nymphaea colorata (pocket water lily), 2359 nucleotides. RefSeq names its product protein CHUP1, chloroplastic. Gene Ontology annotation, cellular component: chloroplast outer membrane. The transcript has 5 exons. Lineage: Eukaryota; Viridiplantae; Streptophyta; Magnoliopsida; Nymphaeales; Nymphaeaceae. The record is from RefSeq and is a predicted model, not a curated record. Gene Ontology annotation, biological process: chloroplast organization. Bases 816 to 2126 code for a protein of 436 amino acids.